AUGGUGGAGGUGCGCCUCCUCCCCUGCAGACAUGCUUCAUAUGUUCUGGUCCUGCCCGAGACUGAUGUCCGUUUGGACUCAGGGGUUGAUUCUGAGUGGCAAGUGACUUGCCCUGCGACAUUGAAGAGCGUCCCAGGUUCUUGUGUCUACAUCCCAUGCACUUUUGACUACCCUGGUAGUGUCAGGACUGACAAAGGCAUUGAUAAUAUCUGGUACAAGGACUUUGAUGGCACUCGGAAGAUGGUCUACCAUCCGAGAGAUCAACCAGACACUGAGUUUGUUGGACGGGUGGAAUUCUUGGGAGACGCUUCAAAGAAAAACUGCACACUCCUUGUGAAAAACAUUAAGAAAAAUGAUGUGGGAAACUAUAUAUUCAGAUUUGAGAUCAUAAAUGCGGAUAGAUGGAUGGACAAGAAUGGAGCCAGACUUGAGGUGACAGAUAAUCCCCUUCCACCUGAAGUGGUGGUCCCACCACAAAUAAACGAAGGUGCUUCGGUGACUUUUCAGUGCUCAACACCAUACUUUUGUCCAGACGACCUAGUGACACUAAACUGGCAGGGCUACCCGCCAGAGAGAUCAUUCUUGUCUAAGGAUGUGCGUAUGGACACAACUACUGUUCUUAUGACGCAACAGCUGACAACCAGCUUUACAUGGAUGGAACAUAAGAAGACAAUUUUCUGUGCAGUGUCUGCCGGAGCCCAAACUGCAGUGAGGGAGGUUACCCUCGAUGUCAAACAUUCUCCCAAAAACGUGAGCAUCCUCCUCCGUUCUCCAGGGGACAAUAUUAAACAGGGUGAUUCUGUGAUCCUGACCUGCCAAGUAAACAGCAGCAACCCAGCAGUCUCCAAAUACAUUUGGUACAAGGAUGGUCAGGAGUUUUCCAAAGAGCCUUCCCUGACUUUUCACAGCAUCUCCAGGACCGACCACGGAGAAUAUAGAUGUGAAGUUUACAACUCCCUUGGAAAUGCAUCUUCAGACACCAUGCGGGUUAUCAUCUUCUCUGCAAGGACAGAGGUGAGUCCAUCCCCUGAUGUAAAAGAAGGGACUUCCGUGACCCUGACAUGUGACGUUCCUGCACUCAGACUUGAUGAGGUCCAAUACAGCUGGUACAAGAACAACAUCUUGAUGAAGACAGUUUCCAUGAGGUCUCUGGUGUUCCAUGAAGCUGCUAGCAGUGAUUCCGGUUACUAUUACUGCACAGUGCAAAACGACAAAGGAAGUGACUCCUCCCCACCAGUUCUACUAAACAUAAUAUAUCCUCCAAGAACUCCAGUCCUCACCUCAUUCCUGGAGACCCAGCAGGGGAGCCUGGCCAUGGUUCACUGUACCGUAGACAGCAAUCCUUUCUCAGAGCUGGCAUUGUACAAAGACAGGGUCCUCAUCGCCGGUUCUCCCUUCCACUGGGAUCCAAAACAAAGGAUCCAGGUGACCUCCAUGAAGAAUUCUCUGAGCAUAGAGAUCCAGGAUGUGACGUUAUCUGAUGAAGGGACAUACAGCUGCAUUGCCAACAAUUCCAUCGGCAACUCAACCGCAAGUGCCAAACUCAUUGUAGAAACGAUAAGAGUGGUGGUAUCGCCAUCUGCGGAAGUAGAAGAGGGGAAAGAAGUCAGUCUGACUUGUGUGGCUACAAGAGGCUCUGAGAAGGGAAGCGUUUACACCUGGUUCAAGAAUGACAAGUGGUUGAGGGAGGACUCAGAAGGGAACAGCCUCACGUUCCGCAGAGUCUCAACCCAGGAUUCUGGAUUCUAUUACUGCAGAGCCCACAAUACUCAGGGCAGCAGCACCUCACGGCCAGUGACUUUACACGUCUUAUAUCCCCCCAGACACCUCUUGCUAACAUCACUUGUGUCAAGCCAUGACCCGCUGACGGCCAUUAUCCUGUGUACAGUGGACAGUGAUCCUCCGUCACUAUUGUUCCUAUACAGAGAAGAUACACUGGUAGCUGCCAGCUCGAAUGUUCAUUCCAACCAGAAAUUCAAAAUUCUGUCUUCUACCAACUCCUUACAACUGGAAAUCAAGAAUGUUGUACUGGAAGAUGAGGGGAUCUUUACCUGCAUGGCAAACAACACAUACGGCUCAAUAGCUUCUACAAUACAAUUCAACGCACCAACGGCAAAAAUUAUAGUUUCUCCAUCCACGUAUGUACAAGAAGGGCAAAACGUUACCCUCUCCUGCUUCUUGACAUGCUCCUCAGACACCGGAAAUGACACCUUCAGCUGGUAUAAAAAUAAUGCUCUGCUCACAGAAGAACAGGAGGCUGUUAUACACUUUGAACAUAUCACCAGUUCAGAUUCUGGGUCCUAUUACUGUGAAGCAUGGUGUGGUGAGAACAGCAAGAUCUCCGCCCCCGUCAGACUUCAGGUGGCAUAUGCUCCAAGAGGUAUACAGUUCAGGUCCUUCCAAGAGACUAAAGAGAGACGAACGGCUUUUAUACGCUGUACCGUAGACAGCUACCCUAUGGCUGAGAUGUUGUUGUAUAAAGGAGACCAGCUUGUAGCAUCUAGACCCACUGCAGACUCUUCCAAUGAGCGGAUCACAGUCUACGCGGUUCACAAUGAGUUGACUCUGAAUAUUAAUAACAUCAGGAUGGAGGAUGAAGGAAUGUACAACUGCUCUGCCAGAAACUCCAUCGGAUCUUCCUCAGAGACUUUACAUUUCAUUGCUCAGACCGCGAGAGUCCUGAUGAACCCAUCCACAGAGGUUUUGGAAGGAGUUCAGGUGACGCUGACAUGUGACACCUUGAAGGCCCAUUCGGGGGAGAUGGAAUACAUUUGGUACAAGAACAGCAGGUGGCUGGGAAAGACCAAUGACAACUCUCUGCAGUUUAACAGUAUAAAAAGCAGCGACUCUGGAUAUUAUCAUUGCCUGGCCCGUGACAGCCAUGACAGCAGCACUUCCCCUUCCGUAUCACUGCAUGUGUCAUAUGCCCCUAGACGGUUGGUCAUGUCGUCAUUUUGGGAAGCGUCUGGUGCACAGACUGGUAUUGUUCAGUGUUCGGUAGAUAGUGAUCCACCCUCCACGUUGGCCAUUUACUAUAGAAAUAUGUUGGUCGGCUCUUCCAAUUCCUCGGAAUCCUCCAGCCCUAGAAUUAAAAUUUCCUCUGCUCAAAACUUGCUUAAGGUGGAGAUCCAUCAGGUCAUGCUGGAGGAUGAGGGUCAGUAUGCUUGCACCGCAAUGAAUUCCAUUGGUCAAUCAAGAGCAGCUGUUAACUUCACGGCACAAACUGCCAGAAUCCUGGUCAGCCCAUCAUCGGCUUUGCGGGAAGGAGAGGCGGUAAAUAUGAGUUGUAUGGUGACCAGUGAAGCCUCGGAUGGAGCCAGCUACACGUGGUAUAAAAAUGGCCAUAAAUUCAUAAUCAACUCAAAAACAUUGUCAUUUGCCAGCGUUACCAGUGAAGACAGAGGAUCGUAUUACUGCAAUGUUGAGAGUCCUCAAGGGAGCAAAAGUUCUCCAUCUGUCACCUUGAACAUCCUGUAUGCACCAAAAAAUCUGCAAGUAAAGUCAUUUUUGGACACAGAGAAUGGUAAUGUUGCCAUCAUCCUGGGAACUGUGGACAGUAACCCACCGGCUGAAAUGUCUCUAUCUAAGGACGGGAAAAUGCUAGCUUCUUCCAUUGACGGCAGGACACCCAAUAAGAGGUUACAAGCCUACAUGUUCCCGGACACAAUGAGGUUGGAGAUCCGCAACAUCAAGACAAGUGACCAAGGAACCUAUGUCUUUGUGGCCAAAAACAGCCAUGGAAUGGCCCACGCCUCUGUGGCCUUCACUGUAGAAGGCGCCCGGGUCGUCAUCAGCCCCUCUGCAGAAAUGAAGGAAGGUGACUCUUUCACAUUGACCUGCCAUAUCCUGGAUGGUGGUGAGACUGUGCUUGGUUACACCUGGUAUAAGAACAACCGGUGGCUCCAGGAGGGCACUCUGGCCUCUGUAUUAUAUGAGAACAUAAGCAGUGAUGAUGCCGGGUCCUACUCCUGCACAGCCCAUAGUACCGGGGGCUCCAAGACCUCUUCACCCGUCUCCAUCACUGUGCUGUAUCCUCCAAGAAACCUCUUAAUGACGUCAUUCCUGGAGCUACAGGAGAGACAGCUGGCGGUGAUAUUGUGCCGGGUGGACAGUGUGCCUCCCUCUCGGUUGUCUCUUCUCAAAGAUGGGGAAGCAGUAUCAUCAGACGGAUUCGGUGACACCACCCAGCGCAUCAUAUUGUCCCUCACCCAUAACACUCUACGACUGGAGAUAAAAGAUGUGACAAUGGAGGACCAGGGGGAAUACACGUGUCAAGCUAAUAACUCCCUAGGAGCUCCAGAAAAAUCCAUACCCUUCUCUGUGCAAACUGCCAGGGUGUCAGUAAGGCCAUCAAGUGAGGUGGAAGAAGGCCACUCGGUGAAUCUCACGUGCCAGGCUCCCACGACUGAAAAUACUACGUAUACCUGGUACAAGAACAACAGGUGGCUCCAUGAAAGCUCCCAGAAGUAUCUGCUGCUGCCCAAAGUGUCCAGUUCAGAUACCGGUUCUUAUCACUGCUUGGCCAACCACUGGCGAGGAAACAGCGUCUCCCCUCUAGUGGGAAUAAGAGUCCUGUAUGGUCCUCGGAACCCGGUACUAACGUCAUACCUGGAAACACAAGGAAGCGGGAGAGCCAUUAUUAUGUGCCAGGCUGACAGUGACCCCCCAUCCACCAUUUUACUCAUCCGCAAUGAUAUCCAACUGGGCACCUCGGCACUAACACUGGUAGAUCGAGGAGACAAGUACUGGUCUUCUGCCUCCUACAACUACCUGAGGCUGGUGAUCAGAGACAUCACUGCCGAGGAUUCUGGGAGCUACAUCUGCAUUGUUAGUAACACAUUGGGUACCACAAGGUCAUCAAUACACCUCAAUACUAUGGGUAAAGCAGAUUCCACAUAUAAAGUCAUCUUUUGGGUUGCGGUAGCAUGCAUUUUACUGCUGAUCGGAACCAUCGUUGGACUCUUCUAUUGGAAAAAAGAGAAGGAAAUGUUGAUUCUGAAAACAGACAACGAGUCCAUAGAAAUGGACGACAAGGAAACCAAGCAGGCAUCUAGCCUCCAUGUGAACUCGGCUCUACCCCCGGGGAUCUGCAGGCGCAUCUCGACAAUGGAUUUCUGCUGGACCUACAUCCCUCUAAGCCCCGAGGAACUGCAGGUCCCAGCUCACAAAUCCAGCCAGUGA
Molecule: messenger RNA, 5181 nt
Organism: Nanorana parkeri
Lineage: Eukaryota; Metazoa; Chordata; Amphibia; Anura; Dicroglossidae
Gene: SIGLEC1
Product: sialic acid binding Ig like lectin 1
Exons: 21
Coding region: 1-5181 (1726 amino acids)
Source: RefSeq, a predicted model, not a curated record